AUGCUCAUCAUCCAUGGACUGUUUGGGUCUAAGAAAAAUUUUGAUUCCUUGGCAAAAGUAUUUUCCAACAAAGCUGCACUUCAAGCAAGUUAUAUGAUAGUGAUCUCCAUAGAUUCUCGUAACCAUGGUGACAGUGGUCACAACAACAACAUGACAUAUCCGGCAAUGUCUGAUGAUGUCAUCAAACUGUUGGAUGAUUUGAAGUUAAGUGGGGGAGUGGUUGUCAUGGGGCACAGCAUGGGAGGCAAGAUUGCCAUGACAAUGGCAUUAAACAAUCCCUCCAUGUUGUCAGGCUUGAUAGUUGUGGACAUGGUGCCUGGCCGGUCAGUGACAGCAGACACGGACUUUUUCCCGAAGAUGUUGCAGAAGAUGAGGGAGAUCAACUUUGAUGCAACUCCAGAUAUUUCAAUCGUGCAAGCAAGGAAGGAGGCUAACAAGCAACUAUCUACAGCCGUGCAGGAUGCCAGGAUCCGGGACUUCCUGCUAACCAACCUGGUAGUGAAGGAUGGUAGAGUGACAUGGAGACUCAACCUUCAAUCCAUUCACGAUCAUUAUCAAGAUCUCAUGACUUUUCAAGAGUUUCAAGGCCGGACAUAUAAUGGUAGAACGUUAUUCAUUGGCGGAAGUCUCUCCAGUAUGCUUAGUGAGAAACACCAUCCAAUGAUCAAGCAGUUCUUCCCAUCGGCAGAAAUUAUUAAACUAUCGGGAGCAGGACACUGGGUGCAUGCCGACGACCCGUACAAUUUCGCCAGCAAGGUCAUCCAGUUCGUCAAAACUUUAAUUUUUCACAAGAGACAGGGACCUGAUUUUUAA
Messenger RNA from Helobdella robusta, 813 nucleotides. RefSeq lists its product as hypothetical. The coding region runs from base 1 to 813 and encodes 270 amino acids. The record is from RefSeq and is a predicted model, not a curated record. The transcript is spliced from 5 exons. Lineage: Eukaryota; Metazoa; Annelida; Clitellata; Rhynchobdellida; Glossiphoniidae. Gene Ontology annotation, cellular component: mitochondrion.